AUGGGGCUCCAAUGUGAAGAGGCCAUAAACCCCAAUCCUGAUGUGGACACGGCCAGGCCCUCCAGCACCGAUAGUAAUGGGUUUCCGGUUAAAGAUUCAGAUGCAAUUAAGCUGUUCGUCGGCCAAGUAAGUUCAGUUUUAUGCAUCAUCUCUUCCAAAAAACAGUCUGCGGUAUCGGAAAUGGGCAGAGAGACUGCAACCCAUUAAUUUGGAUUAUUUAUUUUGCAUAAUUAAUUCGGCCUUAAUAUUUCUUUGUAAAUUUCCAAAAAUGCCCGAAGGUUUAAGACUUUCUGGCUUUCGUAUGUCUAUACGAAAGCAGUAAGCUUCGUAUAGAUAUUCAUAAAGAAUACUUUUACUAUUACCAAGUAAUCAACGGGUAUUUAGGGAGGGGAGAUUUGCGUCAUGGGGACCACAGUAAAAUAAGUACUUAUACGCCUCGAAAACAUAAAAAACGUCAAUAUUUGGCUCGAGAAGUGCAUUUGAAUCGCCACCAAUAAUUGUUUUCUUUUUCAGAUACCACGGAAUCUGGAGGAGAAAGACCUCCGACAUAUGUUCGAGACCUUCGGGAAGAUCUACGAGUUCACAAUCCUCAAGGAUAAAUACACGGGCAUGCACAAAGGCUGCGCCUUCCUGACCUACUGUCAUCGAGACCACGCUCUCCGAUGUCAGGCCGCCCUCCACGAUCAGAAAACCCUUCCAGGAGUAAGUUAUUUGGGCCUAAAGUGGCCGACCAAACUUAUUUAGGGAGGGACCUUGAGAAGUGCAUCAAAUUUGGGAAGAAAACGCCCUAAGGCACUGAAUUUGGUGCAAUUUGGGUAAGAAAAAGGGGAAACGAGGCCGGGGCCGGUGCGAGGCCGGAGACAAACAAUUCCGAAGAAAGUGUGGCCGCAAAUUCAAGGUUCACUACCUCCGUUUGGACACUUUGGAGGGAAAGUUUACUUUAUUCUACUGACUUUCAGAUGAACCGUGCCAUGCAAGUGAAGCCGGCGGACUCGGAUUCUCGCCCCAAUUCCCCCAAACCGAGUGAUGAUCGAAAGUUGUUCAUUGGAAUGUUAUCCAAGCAACAAGGAGAAGAGGAAGUCAAGGCACUCCUGUCACCGUUCGGGAAGAUCGAAGAAGUUACAGUACUACGAGCUGCUGAUGGAGUUUCCAAGGUAAGGCUCGGAGGCAAAGCUUGGGACAUUCCUUUGUUCUUUGCAAUAAAUCCAAGUUUAUUUUAUCUUCUUCUUCUCCAGGGAUGUGCCUUUGCCAAAUUCACGAAUGCGGGCGAUGCCCAAAGGGCUAUUUCCGCUCUUCAUGGAAGCCAGACGAUGAGAGGCGCCUCGAGCAGUCUUGUGGUGAAGUUGGCGGACACCGACAAGGAAAGACAGCUCAGGAGAAUGCAGCAGAUGGCUUCGCAGAUUGGGAUUCUGAACCCCCUUCUGGCCGCCCAAUCGGGAAUUUACGGUGCAGCUACGGCCAGUCCUCUAAACCAGUUAAAUGUAAGCAAACCAAAGAGUCUUAAUUCAGUUUGAAGGUGUUGCAACAACAACAAGCAGCUCAAUUGGUGGCCGCGGCUUCCAUACAAAGCCCGGUAACGGCUUCGUAUCUUCCAUUACUGCAGAGUCAAGCCUUGAGUACUCCAAAUAACAUUCUCCCAACCCAGAGUUCAACGAAUCAAGCCGCCGUUGCAGCGGCCGUUGCUGCAGCUCAGGCACAAGUUCAAGCAGCGGCGCAGAUUCAACACCUCGGUCUUCAGAGCCAGAUUCCGGCUUCGAAUCCACAACUACAAAGUCAGUUAUCAGCUUUGGCAGCCCAUCAAGGGACCACCUCGACUGCUAAUUCCAACGGGGAGUUAACAACGACUCAGGCCUACGGGGUCCAAGCUGGCGCCUAUAACCAGUUGAUUGCCUAUGACCAAUCGCAGAAUUGUAAGGAUUAUCUGACCCUGAUAGAACGCUUUCAGCUUCAGCCAUGUACAACCAAACCAUCCAGCAAUUACAACAACAACAAAUGGCCCAAUUGGCAGCCGUUGCCGCCGCCUCAGGCGCUGGGAUUCUCCCCGGUUUCACGCAUAAAGAAGGUAAGGGAAAGAGGUCCGAUACUAAUGUUGUUUUAGUCCCCGGACCGGAAGGGUGUAACCUCUUCAUCUACCAUCUUCCUCAAGAGUUUGGAGAUGCUGAAUUGACACAAAUGUUUUUGCCUUUCGGCACCGUGUUGAGUGCCAAAGUCUUCAUUGAUCGGGCCACAAAUCAGAGCAAAUGUUUCGGUGAGUGCCUCAGGGGUGAAUAUCUGUGUGGAAGUAGUAGUCGCACGUCAUGAUUAUAGUCGGUUUAUGUUCAAGGAUUCGGCUUUUCUUCCCUUUUUUGACGCCGCUCUCAGCGGAUUCAGAGUACUGUAACUAUAGUUAAUUGAUUGGUUUGGUUGGCUUUGGGACUGAGGUUUAAGCUGUUGUCUGAUGGAGUAGUUUGUGGACUAAACGGAUGACAACUUUGAGUAUUGUAAUGCCAAACACGGAGUUCUCCUUUUUUGAGAGUGAGCACAGACUAGAUUAUAUUAUCCUUGAGAGUUGUUCCUCGUUCAUUUCUGAUGCCCAUUAAGUCCGAGGCUAGUACUUGUUUCUCUUUUUUUGUACAGUGUUUUCUAGGAUUUGUAUCGUACGAUAACCCCAACUCGGCGAUGGCGGCAAUCCAGGCGAUGAAUGGGUUCCAGAUCGGGAUGAAACGCCUCAAAGUGCAGUUCAAACGGCCCCGGGACAAGCCCUACUGACCCAUUUAUUGUGAUGUCAUCUCCGGCAUUAUCUCAGAAGUGUCUUGUAAUCGUUAAUUCUUGCGUUUUUUACUUCGGUUCUUUUGUUUUGAUUUCAAUUCUAUUGUGAUUAUGUCAUACUGUAGCUUUUUGAAAUACCAUUUACAUUUUAUGCACGGGGCUGAUGAUGUUGGCAUCGGAGGCCGUGAGGUCUUUAACCGUGAUGGUCUCUGCCUUUGAAUGUUGUAGCUUUUGAACUUUAAUAAUCCUGACCUGCGCACUGAUACUUAAUAUAGUAAAUGUUUUGGUGAUCUUGUCUGUGUGUUUUAACAUGGACGGCCUUUACUUAAACUUGUUCCAGACCCAUCUCCAGUUAUGCUCGUGCAAGAUUGA
Messenger RNA from Bursaphelenchus xylophilus (pine wood nematode), 3120 nucleotides. The record is from the annotation of a GenBank genome assembly. Lineage: Eukaryota; Metazoa; Nematoda; Chromadorea; Rhabditida; Aphelenchoididae.